AUGAAUAUUAUCAACCAGUUAUUGGCAGGAGCUAAUUUGUUUAGACUCAAUUUCCAGAUGUGCAACAAUAAGAACGCCAUUCCCUAACCAAAAGAAAAGGAAGAAUAACUAAAUUUGCUUUAAAACACUAUUUUUUCUAAUCUACUCAUGGCAUCCUAGAUGAAAACUGUCCAGUAAUCACAAACUUAAUAAGUCUAAGUAGUACAAAAGUCAAAAAAGAUAAGUAAACGUAAUAAUAAUUGCGGACAUCCUGAAAAAGAACAUUAUGCGAAGGGUAUGUGCAAUAAUUGUUAUCAUAAAUACGGUAGAACUAAGAAGCCUUGGAUCUGUGGACACGAUAAAUUAUACGCUUAAGGAUUAUGUUAGAAUUGUUAUAUCAACAAAUACAAUUAAAAGAGAAGAGAAUAAGGCGAUAAUGAAGUUCUCAAACAAGAAGAUCCAAAUCAAGAAUAAUUAGAACAAUAAUAAUAGUCAUGA
Molecule: messenger RNA, 477 nt
Organism: Paramecium tetraurelia
Lineage: Eukaryota; Ciliophora; Oligohymenophorea; Peniculida; Parameciidae
Exons: 5
Source: RefSeq, a predicted model, not a curated record